This is a messenger RNA of Alternaria rosae, 1939 nucleotides long. RefSeq names its product S-adenosyl-L-homocysteine hydrolase-like protein. Gene Ontology annotation, cellular component: cytosol. Gene Ontology annotation, molecular function: adenosylhomocysteinase activity. NCBI's taxonomy places the organism in Eukaryota, Fungi, Ascomycota, Dothideomycetes, Pleosporales, Pleosporaceae. The transcript is spliced from 2 exons. The coding region runs from base 245 to 1594 and encodes 449 amino acids. The record is from RefSeq and is a predicted model, not a curated record. Gene Ontology annotation, biological process: L-methionine cycle.
CCCAUCUUGCCCUUGCCCUAUCACAUUAAAUCCUCCGUGACACGUACUAGCAGCGUUGUCGGGCGGUGAGUUGUCUUGGUGCAGUAAAGUGCCGAUGUGGAGCAAAGUCUAAGGGUCCACUAGCGUCAACAACUGCUAGAGCGCGGGGCUAUCUCUCCCACUUUUCCCUCGACGUUUGUUUCUUCAUCCUCCUCUCACCCCUCUCCCUCUCUAUACCCCCAAUCCAUCACAAUAAACCGCCAGAAUGUCUGCCCCCGCCCACAAGUUCAAGGUUGCUGACAUCAGUCUUGCGGCGUUCGGUCGCCGCGAGAUUGAGCUCGCCGAGAACGAGAUGCCUGGUCUGAUGGAGACUCGCCGCAAGUACGCUGAGGACCAGCCAUUGAAGGGCGCCCGCAUUGCUGGAUGUCUUCACAUGACCAUCCAGACUGCUGUCCUCAUCGAGACCCUCAAGUCCCUCGGUGCUGAGCUCACCUGGACCUCCUGCAACAUCUUCUCCACCCAGGACCACGCUGCCGCCGCCAUUGCCGCCGCCGGCGUACCUGUCUUCGCCUGGAAGGGCGAGACCGAGGAGGAAUACGAGUGGUGCCUUGAGCAGCAACUCACAGCUUUCAAGGACGGCAAGAGCCUGAACUUGAUCCUCGACGACGGUGGUGACCUCACUGCUCUCGUCCACAAGAAGUACCCUGAGAUGCUCAAGGACUGCUACGGUGUCUCCGAGGAGACCACCACUGGUGUCCACCACCUUUACCGCAUGUUGAAGGGCAAGGGUCUCCUCGUCCCCGCCAUCAACGUCAACGACUCCGUCACCAAGUCCAAGUUCGACAACUUGUACGGUUGCCGUGAGUCGCUCGUCGACGGUAUCAAGCGUGCCACCGAUGUCAUGAUUGCUGGCAAGGUCGCCGUCGUUGCUGGUUUCGGUGACGUCGGUAAGGGUUGCGCCCAGGCUCUCCACAGCAUGGGUGCUCGUGUCAUCGUCACCGAGAUCGACCCCAUCAACGCCCUCCAGGCUGCCGUUUCCGGCUUCCAGGUUACCACCAUGGAGAAGGCUGCUUCUCAGGGUCAGAUCUUCGUCACCACCACUGGUUGCCGUGACAUCCUGACUGGUGUCCACUUCGAGGCUAUGCCCAACGAUGCCAUUGUCUGCAACAUCGGUCACUUCGAUAUCGAAAUCGACGUUGCGUGGCUCAAGAAGAACGCCAAGUCCGUCACCAGCAUCAAGCCCCAGGUCGACCGCUACCUGAUGAACAACGGCCGUUACAUCAUCCUCCUUGCCGAGGGUCGUCUCGUUAACCUGGGAUGCGCCACUGGUCACUCUUCAUUCGUCAUGUCCUGCUCUUUCACCAACCAGGUCCUUGCCCAGAUCAUGCUGUACAAGGCCUCUGAUGAGGAGUUCGGCAACAAGUACAUCGAGUUCGGCAAGACUGGUAAGCUCGAUGUUGGUGUCUACGUUCUGCCCAAGAUUCUCGACGAGCAGGUCGCUCUUCUCCACUUGGCACACGUCAACGUUGAGCUCUCCAAGCUCAGCGACGUCCAGGCCGAGUACCUUGGUCUCCCUGUCGAGGGUCCUUUCAAGAGCGACAUCUACCGUUACUAGAUUUCUUAAUAUCCAGCGUUUGGGAAGUUUCAACACGACGUUAUGAACUUCGAUGAUACCACUUCGAAAAGUUGUCUGUCUUCAACGGCAUAGCAUCGGGCCUGGGGCUCGGCGGGGUUUGGUCGUUCAAAAGGCGUUGUUUGCAAUCAUCUACUUGACCCUUCAACCAUGGUCAAUACCGAUGAUGAUACCCUAUGUAAGAGUGAGAUAUGGAUGAGAUAGACUGCGUUCUAUACGCGGCGUAAGAACAAUAACAGGCCACCGACCUUGACGGUGAAUUGAAGAAUGAACAACAACGGCGGGCCUCCAUACCCGCCUCAACAAACACUACUCCUUACUAUGACU